This is a messenger RNA of Phalaenopsis equestris, 1283 nucleotides long. Its product is annotated as WAT1-related protein At5g64700-like. The coding region runs from base 1 to 1158 and encodes 385 amino acids. The record is from RefSeq and is a predicted model, not a curated record. Lineage: Eukaryota; Viridiplantae; Streptophyta; Magnoliopsida; Asparagales; Orchidaceae. Gene Ontology annotation, molecular function: transmembrane transporter activity. The transcript has 7 exons. Gene Ontology annotation, cellular component: plasma membrane.
AUGAAGGGGUUAGGUUAUGGUGUCUUGAACAUUCUUAUGAAGAUUGCCAUGCAGCAGGGUCUCAGCCACCAUGUCUUGGUAGCAUACCGCCAUCUCCUUGCCACGGUCAUCUCCGCUCCAGUUGCUUAUGUUCUUGAGAGAAAACAAAGGCCUCCACUUUCGCUGUUGAUUCUUGUAAAGAUAUUCUUGCUUGCGCUGGUUGGGAUUACAAUACAACAAAAUAUUUUCUUUGCUGGACUUGGAUACACUUCUCCAACGGUGGCUGGUGCCUUGAGCAGUGCGAUUCCAGCUUUCACAUUCAUCCUGGCUGUGCUAAUGAGGAAUGGACGGUUACUUUUAUGUUUUUUUCCUUGCAGAAUGGAGAAAGUGAGAAUUAGAACUGCGAAGGGGAGGACUAAAAUCUUGGGUACAUUAGUCUGUGUAAGUGGAGCUUUGGUAUUCACCUUUUGGAAAGGUCAUCUAUUAAAGGGAUUUGUUAAGAGGCCCUUGAUAGUAAUCCACGGAAGCCAUUUCCGCAAUGGUAAGGAGGCUGUUAAUGAGGAUUGGGUCAAAGGUUCACUCGUAAUCCUCACCGGCCAGAUUAUCUUUUGUACAUGGAUUGUUUUUCAGGUAAAAAAUCAAAUAAUUUGCUCACCUAACUAUUUUUGCAGCUUCAUGAGAUCUUAUGCUUCCUCUACUUUCGGGGUAGUUUUCGAGGCAUACCCGGCAAGAUUAUCACUGAAUGCUUUGAUGUGCUGCUUUGCAUUCUUGCAAUCUUUAGUGGAGGCUCUCAUAUUUGAAAGAAACAAAUCUUGUUGGCAAUUGGGUUGGAAUAUGCAACUCGCUGCUGUUAUCUACUCCGGGGUUGUGAUAUCAUUCCUAGCUUAUAAUCUACAAGUAUAUUGCACAAGUGAGAAGGGACCUUUCUUUACGGCCAUUUUCUAUCCUCUAAUGCUUGUCAUCGCGGGCAUCCUUUCCGCAAUACUUUAUGCUGAAAGACUACACUUGGGAAGUUUGAUUGGGGCGAUCAUCAUAAUCAUAGGCCUUUACUCUGUCCUAUGGGGAAAAACCGAAGAUGGCAUAGACGAAGGAAAGAAGAAAGAAAAGAACUAUGCAGAAAAGGGAAUACAAACAACUACUCAAAAUUUAACAUCACCAAAUCGUGCAAAUCAUGUAUAGUAGCUGGAUUAAAUAACUUAAAAAGAUGGAUUGUAUAAGAACCCUACUUUUCAUUAGGAAGAUUGUAGAAUAGAAACAUAUAAUGCAGUCCUUUAUGGCCCAUUCAUAUCACAGAGUUUGUCUUA